Colletotrichum costaricense is the source of this 576-nucleotide messenger RNA. Its product is annotated as pyridoxal kinase. The transcript has a single exon. Gene Ontology annotation, molecular function: pyridoxal kinase activity. The record is from RefSeq and is a predicted model, not a curated record. Gene Ontology annotation, biological process: pyridoxal 5'-phosphate salvage. Gene Ontology annotation, cellular component: cytosol. The coding region runs from base 1 to 576 and encodes 191 amino acids. NCBI's taxonomy places the organism in Eukaryota, Fungi, Ascomycota, Sordariomycetes, Glomerellales, Glomerellaceae.
AUGCAGACGCUCCAAACCGCCAUCCGCGCCCUGCACACAAAGUACCGCAUCCCCCACGUCGUAAUCACCUCCGUCUCCCUCGCCUCGCCCGACCACCCGCCCUCCCACCUCUCCGUCGUCGGCUCCAGCAUGUCGCCCUCCACCGGCGAGCCGCGCCUCUUCAAGAUUGUCUUCCCCGCCAUCGACGCCUACUUCUCCGGCACGGGCGACAUGUUUGCCGCCCUCAUGACGGUGCGCAUGCGCGAGGCCGUCAUCGCCGCCAGCGCCAACAGCGAGGAACAGCAGCAGCUCAAGGACCGCGAAUCCUGGCUCAGCGGCGACGAGGUCGACGCGCUGGACCUGCCCCUCGCCAAGGCGGCGGAGAUGGUGCUGGCGAGCAUGCACGAGGUCCUCACGCAGACGGCGCGCGGGAUGCAGGAGGUCGUCGCGGCCGCUGGCGGGGACGCCUUGGCGGAGACGGAGGAAGGGAGGACGAAGCUUCACCUGCUCAAGAGCAAGAGCGCCGAGCUGAAGCUCGUGAGAAACCUAGCGAGCUUGCGGGAGCCGACUGUGGAGUUGAGAGCGAGAAGGUUGUAG